UCGAAAUCAUAAGUUCAUUGUCUUCUAUUUUUAUAAUUUUACAAGUUUCGUUGCCAAACAAUGCAUCUUAACAACCACACUCGCAUCAAAAGGUGCUUUUCAUCGAAUCUACACUCAAAUUGAGUAUAUAUAGAACAACAUAGAAGCGUUUUCUCACCAAAAGUUAAAAUAGUAUCUUGCGUAACAUUAUAUAAUUACUGUUUUUGAAAGUUUUUCUUUCUCCAUUUUGGCAAGCUGAGAAAUUUAAUCCGUCAAAUUUUUCCUCCAUCGAUUUUAAUUGUGAACGAAGAAAGAAUACUGAAAUAAAUGGAUAUACUUUAUCUUUCUAUACUUUCCUUCUUUUAUUAUGUAGCAAAUGAAUUUUAGUUCGACAACAACCAAACAGAAAAUAGAAAGCAAAAUUAAGCCACCGAGACCGUUAAGUUGUCCAAUUUUGGACAAGAGAAAUUAUAAAGAAGUUAUUCAAGAGAAAAAAUUGACAGGAGCCGUCAACAGUGUCGAAACCGUUAAUAAAAUAACGGAAACAGACUCAAGUAAAAACAUCUGUCGACAACUAAGUGAAGAGAGUUUGACCCUACCACGAAAAAAAAAACAAUUUUCUUCGUCGAGUUUCUAUGAAGAUCCUCAAGUCUCUUAUCCAACUAUCCAGGAACAGGUGCAACUGUGUCGCCAGAUUGCGGAUUCUCUAUGCGAUGAAAGUGGGAAAAAAUCAAAGGGAGCUUCCCUUUUUGAUAAAAAAAUGAAAACGGCUAACAAAUGGGUACACGAAAAUCCCGAUGCAUCUGUAACUGAAGAUGAUCCUUCUAUGUCCGAAGUUAAAGAAGAUUACCAGGAGAAGGAACCUAAAGAUAUGCCACCCCGUCCGAAGAGUAAAACACCUCCUAACUUGAAACUAAUCUUAGACCCGAGAUUGCCGCAGAAUGUUGAGAUGUUAAGAGUAGCCGGACAACAGAUAAGCGAGCAUAAUGUCGUUAGUCCGGACGUAUGUCUGGAUCUUGUUAAAGAUCUAGAGAGCCCUAUGGGGAAAGGUAGCGCACUGUUCGCUAAAAGGAAACAGAAGGCUGAAGAUUGGGUAGUGGACGAAGAAAUAGUCAAAGCGCACACCAAAACACCAGAGCCAAUCCCCGAACCGCCAGUGCCUAGUUUGCGAAAACUUCAAGAGAAGUUCCAACAUCCCAAAUUGAAAUUGGUAAAGAGCCCAUGGGAAGCGGCUCUUCAGUCACCUAUAGGUUGCUGCGAUGGGGCCUUUGCGGAUGCCAGACCAGUUAAAUUAGCCGAAAGUGUUAUCAAGGCAGCCGAAAAUAAGAUUAGAUCAAAUUCGCAAUCCCCCAUAUCGGAAAAUGGCUCUGUAGCUUCUUAUACCGCGUGCGCUCCAGUUACGGGUGUAUACAGGCAAGCACCACGUGGAUGGAUAGGAAAUGCUCAAGGGGAAAGCUCUCCAACUUCAGGUUUCUCGUCUCCAGAUUUCAGUUCUCAGCGUUAUUCGACACCCACUAGGCCCCAUGGCGUAAAAUCUAACUAUCAAAACUUCAAUACUGUUCCGAAAACGUGGAAACAGGCGCAGCAAAGUAAGAGUGUUGCACCAACUACCUUCAGAUCCGUCAGGCCCCCUAAUUGGCAUAAAUAAAUCCUUGCAAAUUUCAACACAGUUCUACAAUAAUUAGCUACAUUUUACAUCCCUCAAAUGCCGUUAUUUUCUUUUAAAAUGCUCUUAAAAUAUGCAAAUCUGGUCUAGAUAAACCUCAAAAAAGUAUUAUUUUUAGAGAUUUCUCGCGCUGUCGACAAUAUGAAAACUGUAAUUCUAUUAUAUAAUUUUUUCGGUCUGGUGUGUGAUUUUGUGUCAUAUUUGACGUAUUUAAUACGGUUUUUUGGAAGCUUUUAAUCAGUUUAUUGCAUUUAUAGUGUAAAGUUUAAGUCGUUACAAUUAUAAUAUUUGUUAUGUAUGACAUUGAAAAAAUAAAUAAAUAAAAUGGAUGUCAAACUAUGUUU
Messenger RNA from Centruroides sculpturatus (bark scorpion), 1989 nucleotides. RefSeq lists its product as uncharacterized. NCBI's taxonomy places the organism in Eukaryota, Metazoa, Arthropoda, Arachnida, Scorpiones, Buthidae. The record is from RefSeq and is a predicted model, not a curated record. The transcript is spliced from 5 exons. Bases 356 to 1627 code for a protein of 423 amino acids. Gene Ontology annotation, biological process: positive regulation of actin filament bundle assembly. Gene Ontology annotation, molecular function: actin binding. Gene Ontology annotation, cellular component: Z disc; actin cytoskeleton; nucleus.